Molecule: messenger RNA, 3203 nt
Organism: Salarias fasciatus (jewelled blenny)
Lineage: Eukaryota; Metazoa; Chordata; Actinopteri; Blenniiformes; Blenniidae
Product: nuclear body protein SP140-like protein
Exons: 16
Coding region: 139-1968 (609 amino acids)
Biological process (GO): regulation of transcription by RNA polymerase II
Cellular component (GO): nucleus
Molecular function (GO): protein binding; DNA binding; DNA-binding transcription factor activity, RNA polymerase II-specific
Source: RefSeq, a predicted model, not a curated record
AGGACGCGGGGCGGACACCGUGGGAAACAUUCCACCUCCAAAGCCACGGAAAAACGUCGUGUUUGUUUGGGACCAUUUCAUGACUUUGCUCUACAGACGUGUGACUGGAGGCGCAGCGUUGCUGGUGAAAGAACAACAAUGAACCCGCCGGACCUGCUGGACUUCAUCGUGGAUAAGGAGCUGCUGCAGACUUUUCACUGCAAAAAGAAUGAAAUCUCGUGCAUGGAGAACCCGCAGACCUUCCUCAGACAGCUCAGGGAUUACAACUUUGUCCCAGAGGACAGAUACGAGAAGGUGAGUCGCAUGAAAAGUAAAGAAAAGAUGAAAAAGAGCAUCUAUGAAAUCCUCGACUGGGUGGAGGAGAAUCGGUCCAAAGACAUCCGGCGAUUCUGGAAGUGUGUUUUCAUGGACGUCAUUGUGAACCACUACCCGACGAUGAAGAUGUUACACAGAAGCUUCUUGGACGGAUCUUACCGUUCAGGCACACAGUCGCCUGAAGCGGGAGAUACAAGCGAAAGGAGUCCGAGUUCAGAAAACGAGAAGAAGAAAACAAAGUUGGUAAAGAAGAAGAGGAAAAGGAAAAUUAUAGAGGAUGAAGAGCAGGAGGAAGCAGGUCCCUCGUCUCAGGUUACUCCCAGAAAAAAGAAAAAGACCAACAAAAUAAUUUACACUUCUCCUUUGAAAAGGGGAGAAAAAAGUGAAAUUUGGACCUGGCCUAUUUUUAGGACUCAGCUUCCUGUGACGUGUUUCGACAAGAAGGGAAUUUUACAUCGAGAAAAACUGGCCCAAGGAGAAAGAUGCAUCUUGGCUGAGAAACGGUGGCUCACCCCCAAUGAAUUUCAGAGGCUUGCCGGGAAGUUCGACCGCAGGAGCUGGAAAGCUACUAUUCGGUGCGAGGGAGAAACUAUGGAGAAACUCAUCAAGGAAGGCCACAUAAAAUUUAAACGCUGCAAAAUAACAACUGACAAGUCAAAACCAAGCCCGACGAUCAAGGAACCUUCCCUUUCCUUUCGCAAGUUGGUCACAGUGUGUUUAGAUUCAGAAGAAGAAGAAGAAGAAGAAAAAGAAGAAACGGCUGAGGAGGCCAGCAGCGAGGCUGAAGAGGCUGAGCCAUCACCAGAUCGUCUCAGUGAUGGAUCCCAGAAAGUCUUCAGUGUUACAUGUGGAUCUUUAACUGGAAAAUUACACAAGGAACGAUUCGCUACAGGGUUUUGUGGGAAAAGUAUUCGCACUGAGACAAGCUGGAUGACCCCAAAGGACUUUGCAACAGCGGGGUCAGGUCAGACGGAGGCUUUAUGGAAGAGAGACAUUCAGUGGGAGGGAAAACCACUCAACGAUCUCAUUAUGAACAAAAUGUUGCAUAUCCACUCGGUGAACUGUGAUUGCAAAUGUUGCAAGCCAGAGGAAAAUGAACUGGUUGAUCAGGAAAACGACGACGAGUGCUGGGCCUGUAAAAGCGAGAACGGUGAAGUUCUGGUGCCGUGCGAUUUUUGUCCCCGAGCCUUCCACCAGAACUGUCACCUGCCGCAUGUCGAAGACAGUCAGCUGGGAGACGAAAGACAGUGGAAAUGCACAUUCUGUAUGUUCGAAAGUUCUCAAGACCGCCGUGCUCCAGUGGACAGGAAUACAGUCAUGUCCUACCAGAUGCCUCAGCACACACAGGAAUGCCACUAUCUCGUCCUGUCGUUGCGCAAUGCCGAUGAGAAGCGAGCGUUUGCUGCAGACCCACGUCUCCACUUGAAAAAUUAUUCCUCCUUCGUCACAAAUCCCAUGUGGCUGUGCAAAGUAGCAGAUAAACUCCAGAAGCAGGAAUACCAGACCGUUGGCCAGUUUGUGUCUGAUGUCCAACUCAUUUUCACCAACUGUGCUACAUACCACACGAGUGACGAGGACGUCCGUGCCAUGGGUGAAAAAUUAAAACAGCUAUUUGAAAAACAAUUUAUGACAGCCUUUAAUGUCAAUGAAUAGAAUGCUAACUAAACCAAAACGUAGUCAUUAUGAUGCACAGUAUUGGGCAGCGAGCCGUCCACCCGAGCAGUCCAAAGUAGAUUGAGAUUUCAUGCCUUAUCGCCGUCUCAUUUUGGUUAAACCCAUCUUUUUUUAACCAGAACUUGUGAUAUGUCUUACCCAAAUUCUGCAACAUAACUCAUUUUUGAAGUGUAGUUUUUUUUUUUUUUUUUUUUUAAUUGAUUUACUAAACAUUUUCUCCAGUGUUUGAUCCAACUUAUACCCCUUUCACACUGACGUCCUGAGUCCACCGAGCUCCAUAUUGCGGAUUGAUCUGGGACUGUUCUGCUUUAACCCUACACCAUCCAGCCCGCAGCAGGAAAAUUAAACAUGUAUAAUAUUUUGAAAAGUAGCUUGAAACUGUCUCGGAAAGCUUUGGACUGUGGCAUAUUGAUUUUGCAGCUCGUUUCAUAAAGUCCUGUACCAGUCAGUCGGCCUUCUUCAGCAGUAUGUCAUGCAUUCUGACUGGGGUUACGGACACAGUCGUGCACUGCAGUCAGCCGCCCCGGACCCCGGCAGACUCGGUGUGAAAGGGGGGGAUUUGGAUCACAGGUUGGGAUUUCUGGAUUUGGGGCGGCUGUGAAUCGGGAGGUUUGUGGUUCGACUCUCCAUCUCUUCCAUCGAUGGGUCAAACUGUCCUUGCAUGGCUGCCGCCUCCACUCGUGUGAAUGUGAUAAUACGGUUUGAAGUGCUUUGGACUGUGUUCAUGUGGGGUAAAAAAGUGCUAAAUAAAUGUAUUCCAUUUACUAUAGUAUUCAUCCUUACUGUGCAGUUACACUUCAUACUCAUUUUACAAUUUCAUGGAAACUAUCAAACUAAUCACAGAAGCAUUUGACAUCUGAGUCAACAGCCCAAAAAUCUAAAGUAUGACGGGUUAUGAAAGAGGUACGAGUACAGGAGUAUUUUUAUAGCCUCCUGUGACCGUGUACAUUGUGUGAUAUGUUCACACACUAAACGUGCAAUGCAAACAGAAUGUAGCAGAUGUGGUGAACACAUCUUGUGUUCCAAACUUGUAGAAUUUGAAAGUAACUUGUUGCUUAAAUGUUGCUCCCCUAUUGUGUCAUUUUUCUGAGAUUAUAAUGCAGCCUCUCUACAAAUAUUACAGAAAUUGAGAGUUUUAUGUGUCAGUAGUAAAUUGUCUCGGUGUAUAAAGUCAUUUGUACUUUACUGUCUCCUUUUUAAUAAAAACAUUUGAU